AUGUCAUCCGCUGCAGUCGAUAAUCCCAUCGGCGCCGCUCUCGCGUCGCAAUCCCCACAAAUUUCCGCCUCCAAUCUUCCGCACAGCCCCGUCGGAAAAUCAGGACCUAUAUUCGGCGAGUUAACUGCCGUCAACUGGCGGAAAUGGGCGUCUAGCCGACUGCAGCAGUCGGCGCAGCCACAGCAGCCGUCUAACGGUACCACGGAUCGCGCAGAGCAGAACUUCGCGGCGCGACAUCCUGCCAGGUUGCCACACGAGCCGUUAGUAGCCGAUCCGUCAACUCACGUUCCGUCAGAAGACGCGUCAGCAGUCGUUGAUCCGCUUACGCCUCUGCCCCGCGAAGCGCGCGGACGAGACGACGCCGACGAUCACGGCAGCUUCCACAAUGAUCGUAGCGCCGCGCAUCUGAGCAAGCGCACAGGCCAGGCGCUUUCUGGCUGCUCUGCCACGUGGCAGCCUCUUCUUCCGGGGCUACCGGAUGACGUGGCGGAACUGUGCCUCAUCCGGCUUCCGCGAACCUUAAUACAGCAAUGCAGGCAGGUAAACCGGGCAUGGAAAGUUUUUUUAGACAGCCCACGCUGCCUGCGCCUUCGAACAGCAGCCAAUCGUCUCGAGCCGUGGUUGUUCGUCCGGGCAGUCGGGCAGCCUAGAAAACAUUUCGAGUGGCACGCAUUUGCAGAAAGCGCUGGGUGGCAGAAGAUUCCCCACCCACGUGGCGCUGGCCAAUGGGAAGCCUCGGGAGUGGGGUGUGUGGGCCUUGACAGGUGUCUUUACAUGAUUGGAGGAACAGGGUCUGACCGCAAAAAACCAUUGGCUGACACUUUCAGGUACGACCCUCAAACUGCCCGCUGGACCCAGUUGGCCAAUCUCAUCGCUCCCCGCAGUUUUUUUGCCUCCUGGGCUGCCCGUGGAAAAAUAAUAGUGGCAGGAGGCAAUGCAGCAGAGCUCGAGGAGAUCAAAUCAGCGGAAGUCUACCAACCAGAGACUGACACGUGGCAGUCCAUCCCACCGCUGCCUUUGGCGUUUUCCAGCUUUGGGGCGGCAAGUUUUGGAGGGACCCUCUUUCUGACUGAAGGAGGGGAAGACUCGCAGGCUCUUUUCCUACUGCCCAGAUACUGA
Messenger RNA from Closterium sp. Yama58-4, 1119 nucleotides. NCBI's taxonomy places the organism in Eukaryota, Viridiplantae, Streptophyta, Zygnematophyceae, Desmidiales, Closteriaceae. The record is from the annotation of a GenBank genome assembly.